ACUCCCAAGAGCAGUAGGAAGUCAUGAGUGUGAUGCGUAGAAGUGCGUGAGUCAUCUGGGGCUUGGUCGUCCCAUCAGACACCUGUAGUGCUCAGGAGAGAGGCACGGUUGAGGAAGAGCACCUUCCAUUGAUGGAGCUAAACAAAUGGGGCAUUAGACCUGAAGACUGGGUGAGGAGAGAGGGAGUCCGAGGGAGGGAGGGAGGUAGCGAGGGAGCAAAUGAGUUUCUGUGGCUGAUCUGGCAGUCUUAACCCUGGGGCUUGCUCUGACCUUUUGGAGCUGAAAGAGCAGGCAGGUAAACAGAGAUUCUCCUGUGGACUCUGGAGGUUAUCUGGAUGGACAGGUUAGGAGGCUGUCGGUAAAUGCACUCCCCUCACUGGGUUCUAUACUGGGGGCACAAUAGCAAGUGGUACUCAUGCGUGGUGCUUUGGGAAGCUUUGAGUGUGCCCCUUCUGUACCCAGCCUGGCCUCCCUGCUUAGUCACGUCUACCCAGACUGCUACAGGACAGGGCCAGAUUGCAUGGGCAGGGGCGUAGGACUCAUUGUCGUUGGGAAGAAGCUUCUGAAAGAACCCAACAAAUACAUUUGUUCAGUUCCUCUCCAGCUCACCAGAAGCAUUGACAGAGGCCUAUCGAGUGACCAAAGCGUCUCGGCGUGUUCUCAGUCCUCCGUUGGUGGUGCUAGCCCAGUGAGCCGCCUCACCUCCUGUUCAGGCAGCGCUGGCUGUGCCACGGGCUUCUCCACCGAACACAGCUCCAUCUACUCCUGGAGAUACGAUGAGUUCGACAGGGCAAACACUCAGCAUGUAAGACAACUCUUCACUGCACUGGAUGAGCUGCUGUACGAAGGGAAGCUGAGCAGUAAAUCUGAGGCCCUGCAGAAAGAGUGUGAGGAAUGGAACACACACUCUCCCCACCUCAGGAUUUUAGGAAAUCAGUUGGAGCCUCCGAAGCAGGAGGGGGUGCAGUAUGUGCACAGGAGAGCCACUAGUGCUAGAACUGCUCCAUCACCUUCCUGCCUAGACAAGAGAGAAGAUCACAGCGAUCUGUGUGUGGAGGGCCACAGACUAGCCCCAGGCCCCUGGUCUCUGUGCUCCAGGCUGCAUCUUUCGGAGCUCUCUUUGUCUCAUAUCCAGCAAGAAGAGGAGGUCUAUGAGGCCGAGGGCAGGAUAGAGGAGUUCCUUGCUUACGAUGGAAAAGAAAUGGAAAAUGAGGGGGUGGAUCAGAGGAAGGCCUCAGCUGCGGCCUCCCGGGACGGGGUCCCCCCAGUGUCCCCCAAAGCUUGCAUCCGCGACGCAGUGGCUGAUGAGCUUUUUGAUGACGUAUGGCGGGAAGUAGUGGGCCUACUGGAUGAGCUCUUACACAAACACUGGGAAAAGCAGAGCUCUGAUGGACCAGCACAGAGAAGGACACUGGAGAUCUCCAGCCAAAUUUUGUGUGAAACUUCGUCUCACCUCCCGUCUCGGGGCCAUCACGUUUCCCCUAGCCGAGGCCCUAAUAGCAGGAGCAUGUUCCUAUGGGCCAACAGCAAUAAUGCACAGGACUCAAGUGUCUUGAAGAUUAAUUUAAACGGCGUUAUGACAAUCCAGGCAAAGCCUCUGCAACAGAGACAGCAGGGAUUUGGCGAAAGGUCUCUGUGUGACUCAGACGAUGGAGCCAGCUCACUGACGUGUGUAAAGACCCAGGGGCAAAGAGGGACGAGUGCACUCUCACACAAACCUGCAAUCCAGCGGAUGCUCCCCAGGCUCAAUGGCAGAGCCAGGCUGCGCCAGAUUCUCCCAGCACAAAGCACCCAGGUCCUACGAGGAACCAGACUAUCCACUGUGGCUGAGGACCUGCUCUCCUCACCUGUGAGUGCAGUGCAGAACAACAGGCUUCCUCUCAUCCACAAUGAUUCUACCGAACAAGACUAUAACACUUCUGCUCCCAGACAUACGCAGCUCAGAGGGAGGAUCAUGAGAGGUGGAGUGGCUGGCACCAUGAAUGCUGUGUCCAGCCUGCCACCCCUGAGAGAGCCCACUCUACUACUGGAGUCCCUGUCCCGACCCAACACCACACACACAUUCAGAUCGGAUACGCCCCUGAAAAGUUCUUUCACACCUAUGGACUUUGCCUGUAAUAUGAGGAUGGGGAGAGGCCUUCUGGCAGGAGAUUUCUCCAGAACAGGUCAUGGCACACCUAUGGGUGUGACAGGCUUCAGCAUCACUUGUUCCACGGCCAGCGGCUUUUCUGAGUGUGCCACACCCCUAAAGAAACGCACACACCUCCUGUCCUCCACUGAUGGGGAGGGACGGAAUACACCGCUACUCGGAUCUAUAGGUCCUCGGAAGGCAUUGAGUCGGUUUCCAGUACCUGCGCGAAAGAAGUUUCAGGUGGUAUUGUCAUAGACAGCUAUUUUUUUACCAUAUUGUGGGACAGUCUGCAGUACUGUGUAUGGAUGAAAUCAUUUUGGUGCUUUUUUUGUUUCUCUAAAAUACCCAUACAUAACAGUAUGCUUCCUAUUUGCACUAACAAAUUGCGUUGCUGACCAGAUUGUAUAUAAGAUGAGCAGUACACAGUGCUUUUAGCAGUUAUGUGAACAUGCUGAAAAGGGUUAAAAGAUGGGAUUAACACAUGGAACAGU
This is a messenger RNA of Colossoma macropomum (tambaqui), 2622 nucleotides long. RefSeq names its product family with sequence similarity 149 member A (gene fam149a). Lineage: Eukaryota; Metazoa; Chordata; Actinopteri; Characiformes; Serrasalmidae. The transcript has 15 exons. The record is from RefSeq and is a predicted model, not a curated record. The coding region runs from base 416 to 2386 and encodes 656 amino acids.